Molecule: messenger RNA, 2774 nt
Organism: Hydra vulgaris (swiftwater hydra)
Lineage: Eukaryota; Metazoa; Cnidaria; Hydrozoa; Anthoathecata; Hydridae
Source: RefSeq, a predicted model, not a curated record
AUUAUAAUUUUUACAAAACAUCUUAAAAAGUCGUAGUUAAACGAACAUUGCACUAAAGUAUUUAAAUAAAAAUUGUAUUUUAAAAAAUGAAAACAUUUUUAAUUUGCUGGGAGUAUGUCCAGUCAAAAUUCUGAUUUUAAUCUGUUUUUUUUUGACAACGGAAAAAAACUUGGAUUUAAAAAACGUUUACGAAAAAAAGAUCAUGUAAAUAUUGGAAAUAGUAAUUCUUUAAACAAAAGUUUCAAAAACAUUACUGCUUUAUCACAAUUUGAUAACUGGAAAAACACAUCAAAAGCUGAAUUUUUUUUUGAAGAGGCAAAACUUACAUUUCCUUCUCUUUUGGAAGAUAUAGCAGCAUACUUUUCUAUUGCAAAAAAAAAGAAAGUUAAUUUUCUACCUAACCAAGCUAAUCCUUUUCUUUUCAGUAAUGAAAACUCAAAAGGUUAUAUAAUAUAUUUGUCAGAUUUAAUAUUGGAUAUAUUAAAUUCAAAUUAUUCAGAUUUCGUCAAAGCUGUAAAGUAUCAGCAAAGGGAAUCAGAAAAUCUUAUGGAGAAAAAUGUUCCUCGGGAAACUGACUCUGGUGUUUAUUCUGUACCUCAAAGUGCAAUGAGUCAAAUUAAACCUGGUGUUAUCCAAAAAACAAAGAAUAAAACACUUUCAGCAGUCACAAAUUUAGAUACAAUAGAAAGUGGUGUAGCAUUAAUAACUGGUUUGGACAAAAACAUAGUUGAGACCUCAUUACAUAACAGUUCUUCCUUAGUUCGUGUAUUAUCAAGCAAUGAUAGUGGAGUGACAAGCAGUUUAGAUAUGGGAUCUUCUUUGUCAAAUAAAAGAGAACCUAAAACUCCAGCUCCAGUAUUAAGGAAAAGUUAUAAUGGAAGACAAAUUAACAAAAACAAUGAAAAAGUAAUAUUGAAUUCCAUGCAAAAGAUUUGCAUUAAGAAAGGAGAGACAAGGUUUGAAAAGAAUCAAAAUGACAUGAUGGAUGUUGUUAUUCCACCAUUAUCUCAAGAUUUAAUCAGUUUCUCCAUUGCUUCAAAAACAUGCCACGAAAAAGGAUGGAUAAUGCAAGAAUCAGAUGUUUUUAAUCUUGAACAACAAACUUUAAUUGCUUGGGCUCAUGCAAGAUUGACCAAAGCAAUAAAGCUCCGAGAGAUUCAAGAUGAAGCAGCGAUAAAAUUAGGAAAAAAAAAAUCCAUGUCUAAAUGUUAUUACAGUGACAAAUCUAACAAAAAAUCAAAUCAAGCAAAAUUAUCAAAUCCUAAAACAUUUUCUUAUGCAGGUUGCAAUGGUUCUCUCAUGCUUUUCUAUCCAUCUGGUCAACCUGCAAUUAUUACAAUACCAAGUUUAAGCGUAGAGGGAUGUUAUGCAUUAGUGUAUUCUGAUUUUUAUGGAAGAUUGUUGGCUAUUUUUACGCCUGAAAGUGAUGGGGCUUGUUAUUAUAAAAGUGGAAUGGUUCAGUUUCUUUCUACUCAAGAAUAUGGAUUAUGUCAAGAAGAGACUGGUGAUAUUAUUAGAAAGUGGAAUUGGAAGAGCUUAAGACUUCAACCCUCACUUUCUUUACAACUAAACAAAAAUCUAGUUUUUCGAUGCUCCCAAAAGCAAUCAAUGGUAGUUUUCUUUACUGCACAUGGUCAGAAUACUAAAGUGAGAGUUGGCUAUAAUGGCGAGACUCUAAUGGAUUCCACUGCAAAUAAACAACACUUUUCAUCAAUUGCUGUUCAGCUCUCAAAAUCAAUACCAUGCCAGAAAAGAUCUACAAGUUUUAAGGAAACAUUUGAGGAUGAUCAAACUUUAAAGAAUGAGGCAGAAUUCUUUAUACAUCUAAAAGUUUUAAAAAAGAAGUUCAAAUCAACUAUUUCUGAAUGGAUGAAUUAUUAUCGUGUUGCUACUGGUUACAACACUUUCUUACUUUCUCCCAAAGUAAAUUAUCGAGCAAACAAACGAUCUUCCAUUUUGGAACUAGCAACUAAAAUACCUUUUCAGCAGAGAGCACAAUCUGCUCCUAUGUUAUCCCAUAAAGGAAGAUCUUAUAAAGCAUUACCAGAAAAAAGUUGUCCAAAACAUUUUGUUGAAAUCAAUUCCAAUUCUCUUACAAAAUCUAUGAGUACUACUGCAACCUCUAAAGUCCAGUUUAAGUAUGGUGCUUUUCACCCCAUUGAAAAAUUGGUGUCGAAGCAAGUUUGUCCUGUUGCAUUAAAAACAGAAUUGAUGACUGGUAAACAGUUUUAUUGCAGAUGUGAUAAAAAACAUGUGCCUCUCAUAACCGAUAUGGAGUUUGACCUAUUUUUGAAUGAACUUCCAAAAACACAACUUCUUGUUGUAAGCUUGGUUGAAACAGGAAAGAAAAGUAGUUCUGCAGAUAUCUACAUGCAAAAACUCUAUCAACAGCUUAAUAAGAAUAGAACUUAUCCAUGUGUUCAAUCUAUCAAUGAUCCAUAUCGUUUAUUACGUUAUCCAAUUGACCGUUCUUUAAAUGAGGAACCUCCAUUACUUGUGAAACGCCACAACGUUUGCUGUGGAAUGUUUAUGAUGUAUCAAGGUGGUCAUCUUUUCUUUGCUGAUUAUAUAUUUAAUGGUUAUGGUCAAACAAAGAAGCAUUUUCUUAAACAAAUUAUACUCACCCGAGAGGAUGCUUUAAAAGGGAAUCACCUUCCUAAAGAUUUUCGAUUCGGAUCAAUCAUAACUUCUCCAAAAAAUAGCUUCAAUGAAUUUAAUAGGCUUAGCAAUAGCACUCGUGUAACAAUUUCACAAUGAUAUAAACUUAUGACUUA